This is a messenger RNA of Cynoglossus semilaevis (tongue sole), 1383 nucleotides long. It is a transcript of the gene slc35a1, whose product is annotated as solute carrier family 35 member A1. The record is from RefSeq and is a predicted model, not a curated record. Lineage: Eukaryota; Metazoa; Chordata; Actinopteri; Pleuronectiformes; Cynoglossidae. Gene Ontology annotation, molecular function: pyrimidine nucleotide-sugar transmembrane transporter activity. Bases 352 to 1362 code for a protein of 336 amino acids. Gene Ontology annotation, cellular component: Golgi membrane. Gene Ontology annotation, biological process: pyrimidine nucleotide-sugar transmembrane transport. The transcript is spliced from 8 exons.
CGUUAAAUCCAGCGUUUCACGGUGAUGAAAACGAGCUCAUCCCUUAGACAUUUGACUCGCAGUGACUUCUGGGAAAUAAAGGCAGGUACUGCGUUACGUCAAAAAGCGGUCGGGAAACAAGGGGGGGAAUUUGGUUGUGGUGACGAAAACCAGUGGACCAGACAUGGCAGCAACGACUUUGUCUCAUGAGCCGUGAUGUUGUACCGUGGGCAGCGGCAGCAGCAGCAGCAGCAGCAGCGGCGGCGGCAGUGGAUAAACCACAGCAUAAUACCUCGUCGUUGCUUUGUACCAUGAAACAUUUUUUACGAUAACGGACUUCGCCACUGCUUCGUGACGCAUACCGGAGCAACAAUGGCCGCCGAAAAUGUGAGCAUGGGCUUCAAGCUGUACUGCCUGACAGUGAUGACUCUGGUGGCAGCCAUGUACACGGUGGCGCUGCGAUACACCAGGACCAUCUCAUCUGGAGAUCUUUACUUCUCCACCACAGCAGUGUGCAUUACAGAGGUCAUCAAAUUAAUACUGAGUCUGGGGAUGUUGACAAAGGAAACAGGAAGUCUUAGCAGACUGAAGAACGCCAUCGUAGAACACGUGUUCCUCAGUCCAAAUGAACUGCUGAAGCUGAGUGUUCCCUCUGUAGUCUACGGAAUUCAGAACAACAUGGCCUUCUUGGCCUUGAGUAACCUUGAUGCUGCAGUGUAUCAGGUGACGUAUCAGCUGAAGAUCCCGUGUACGGCCCUGUGUACCGUCCUCAUGUUGAAUCGCUCUCUCAGUCGGCUGCAGUGGUUCUCUGUCUUCAUGCUCUGUGCUGGUGUCACACUGGUACAGUGGAAACCAGCAGAAGCUACAAAGGUCCAGGUUGAGCAGGAUCCUGUCAUUGGCUUCGCCGCCAUCGCUGUAGCGGUUCUGUGCUCUGGAUUUGCAGGUGUGUACUUUGAGAAAGUUCUGAAGAGCUCCGACACGUCCCUGUGGGUCAGGAACAUACAGAUGUACCUGUCGGGCAUCGUGGUCACGCUGAUGGGCGUUUACGUGACUGACGGUGAGAAAGUCCUGGAGAAGGGCUUCUUCUUUGGCUACACGCCCUGGGUGUGCUUCGUCGUCUUCCUGGCCAGUGUGGGUGGUCUGUACACGUCUGUGGUGGUCAAGUACACGGACAACAUCAUGAAGGGCUUCUCUGCUGCCGCUGCCAUCGUCCUGUCAACGGUGGCGUCUGUCGUCCUGUUUGGAUUACAGAUAACCAUUACCUUUGCCUCUGGUGCCCUGCUGGUGUGUGUCUCCAUCUACCUGUAUGGACUUCCCAAACAAGACACGUCCAAACUGAGCAGAGAAACGACAGAGUCCAAGCAGAAACUGAUGACUGUGUAACUCACUCAGCUGCAGCUGCUG